AUACACGUAAGUUGCUCUCUACGACUUGCCUAAACGUGGCGCGCAUGCCGAGCGUCACUUCAAGCUCACCGCAGCUGCGAACCCUAGCCUAUCUCGUUGGCGCUCGCCGAUCAGAUGGCGCUUCGUACAGAGAAGCCUUUGCGCGAACAGCCGCCUCCUCGCCACUCGCGGAACUUAUUUUGGUUCGCGCUGGGAUUCUCAGUCGCUACACAUGACCAGCCUGACCGAUACCACGCGAAUCUUCCCCACUGGUUUCUAGAGCCGGUCAUCUUUCUCCAGCAGUCUUGUCAUUUCCUGCAGAGAGCAAAGAGCUAGAUAGCCAUGUCUCUACCGACUGGAGCUCGUCUCGCGUACGUGAUUCUGUAUGUGGAGGACAUCGACGCAGCGGUGAAGUUCUACAAGGACGUGUUCAUGUUCGACGUGAGGCGCGUGGACAACAGCAGAAGAUGGGCCGAAUUGGAGACCGGAUCAACGACGCUGGCGUUUACCCCGCUGGAGCAAAGGGAGACGAAGAUCACAGGCGGCGUGCAUGUGCCUGAUGAGAGGAGCAGCGGCAGAACGUGGAAAUCAGCAUCAGCGUGUUUGAUGUCAGAGACACGUACGAGAGAGCCCUAAAGGCAGGAGCAAAGGAGGUUGCUAAACCAGAGCAGAAGGAAUGGGGCCAGACUGUGGGGUACCUUCGUGAUCCCUUUGGCAUCACUGUCCGCCUUGGCUCACACUUAUCCUCCUCCUGAUCCGUGGAUUCAGCCUGUUACGGUAUUCUAGGAGGGAAUUGUUGUGAUCACUUGGGACAGGUCCAGGAGGGGAAGUUGGGUGAUUACUGGGUGAUUCGUGAGUGACAUGCUGAAGAUGCUUUCUUGUAGGGAAUGUGCAUCUGCUUACAAUGCAUCUGGUCUGGGGAUGUCAGCCAGGUGCUGUUAGCCAGCCACAGCGGAAGGAGAAUGAAAGAAGUU
This is a messenger RNA of Closterium sp. NIES-67, 953 nucleotides long. Lineage: Eukaryota; Viridiplantae; Streptophyta; Zygnematophyceae; Desmidiales; Closteriaceae. The record is from the annotation of a GenBank genome assembly.